CCCAUCGAUCCUCCGAUUUCGUUGUCCUCUGCUCCGGCGUCGAUCGGCUUGUUACUACGAUAUCCUGUAUAAUAUAUCUGGGUUGUGUUGUUCUCAUUUUUGCACCUGAUUCAUCGCUACUCCUACCGGGUCUAUAUUCCCACAUCUAAAAAGUUUGCGCACUCGACGUGUUUUGUUUGCCAGCGUGACUCGAAUUUCUAUGCUCGUUUCUCGAUAAUGUACCACUACACCACUCCACCCCCCGGGUGGUCCUACGACUACACGACUUCACCUCCCACGUCUCCUCACUACGCCUACUACGCCUCCCCAUAUGCCAAUGCCUACGGCUCUCCGCGCGGGCCUUCGAAGCGUCACAACCGCAAAGCCAGCUACGCCGGCACCAAAGAAUCGGCCGGAUGGUAUGCCGGGUAUGGACAAGGGUUCUACGAAGCGAUGCCGGAAUAUGGCACGCCACCGCGCAAGCACGAUCCUGUAAGUGCUUCUUUUGGUGGCUAUCCUCGUCGUCGUAGUACCAUGUCCGGGGCCCCUGCGGCGGGCCCGUGGGAACACGCCGGGGUCCACCCGUCGCAGUCGUCGCAGCCGUCGCAGCCGUCGCACAAGCGGCCCAUCUUUGUGGACGUGGUCGACGAUGGAUCCGAUGUUGAUGCGCCGCGCUACGUCUUCCGCGAGGAACCCAGUCCUCCCCGUCGCAAACCGUCGACGUCCCAACGCAAGCCUAAGCCACCCACUGAUCAAUACUUCUACUAUAAUCAGAUGCCCGCCCAGGAAGAUGUCGAUGCGGCCAAACGAUCGCGGGCGCGCCGUCAAUCCACCUCCACCCGGACGCCUAACAAGCCCAAGCCGGCCGCCGCCCCCUCCAAGCCGCCACCCAAGGCCACAGAGGCCGAUGCUGCUCGCGAGGGCAUUCCCCCUGGUUACUCGAUCAAGAACUGGGAUCCGACGGAAAUGCCGAUCAUCCUCCUGGGCAGUGUUUUCGACGCGAAUUCGCUGGGCAAAUGGAUCUACGACUGGACCGUGUUCACCCAUGGCGCCUCGACGCCUAUGGCUGAUGUGGCGGGCGAUCUGUGGCUGCUGUUGAUCAAAUUGGCCGGGAAAGUGAAGAGAGCCUCCGAAUGUCUCAAGCACAUCAGGCGCCCCGAGGCGAAAGAGGUGGUGGGAGACUUCCUGCAGAGUGGCGAACGCCUGUGGGCGCGGUUCAAGAAGCUGCUCAAGACCUGCGAGCAAUUUAUGUGGAAGGCGGCCAAGCGCGAAGGCGGCAAGGGAUCCGUGUCGAUGGGCCGCAACGCUGGCUGUGAAUUUGUCGAGACGAUCUUUGGCCGGGAUCGCGAGCUGGAGAACACGGAGAAGCUGAUGAACAGCAUCCGUCUGUGGAACAUGCGGUUUGACGCCAACUGCGAAGAGAUCCUCCGUCGCCCUUCGGCUCAUUAGGUUCUCUCCUCAUAUACGACUACCAAAAGUAAUAUUUGUUUAAUCUUUCUUGGUUUUUGACAUUUAUAUGGGAGCCCUUUGACAGCACAGUUCGCACUACACCAGGAUUAUAGGGCGCGUGAGC
This is a messenger RNA of Aspergillus homomorphus CBS 101889, 1552 nucleotides long. RefSeq lists its product as uncharacterized. Bases 217 to 1428 code for a protein of 403 amino acids. Lineage: Eukaryota; Fungi; Ascomycota; Eurotiomycetes; Eurotiales; Aspergillaceae. The transcript has a single exon. The record is from RefSeq and is a predicted model, not a curated record.